GUGGACAAAAAAGAGAGGAGUGGAGAGAGAAGAAUGGAAUAAAGUUUUGUCCUCUAACCAAAUCAGUCCCUUCCUCGCAGCAAAGGGCUCUGGCCCCCUCCCCUCCUCUUCCCCAUCCCUCCUCCCCCCUCUCUCUCUCUCUCUCUCUCUCUUUCUCACUCGCUCGCUCUCUCACUCACUUUCUCUCUCUCCACCCACUCCCUCUAGGUCCUCUCUCUUUCUCGCUCUCUCUCUCUCCACCCCCUCUCGCUCUCAGGCUGAGGCAGUUGGUUCACUCCACUGUGCUGUGUAUGUCUGGGAUACAGCAGUGAGAGAGAGAGAGCGAGAGAGAGAGAGAGAGAGAGAGAGAGAGAGGGCUGUGUGAAAGAGAGGGAGCUGUUAUUUAGGUCUUUUACAGCAGACAGGGAGCAGCUUGCCCUAGGGCGAGGGGAGAACGAUAGAGCAACACAGAGCUCUGAGGAGCAGCCACAGCCAGGCAGGAACCAGCCCUGCAUUCCAGACAAGGGAAAGGGAAAAGGGGGAACAGAAGUUCCAGAAGGAAAGGAGAGAACAGGCGAGAGAGAGAGAGAGAGAAGGAAGGAAGGAAGGAAGGAAGGAAGGAAGGAAGGAAGGAAGGGAAAAGGUAGCAGGAGGCAGCAACACAUCAGAGCUACAGGAGGGGUUUGAACCAGGACCUUUGCUGUUGUUGUUGUUGUUGUUGUUGUUGUUGUACUACAGUGAGGUGACCUAGCUACUCCAGGAGGAAGGAAGAGGGGUAGGUAGAGCAACAGGGUUUAUCUGUGUGUUAUCAGGAGGUAGGGACUAGGGAAGGGGUACUGUAACAGUAAAAGGAGGGUUAAAGCUUCACCACCAUGUUUGACUGUAUGGAAGCUCUGGGGAUGGGCCCACGCCAGCUUUAUGAUGUCACCAGCCGGGGUACGUGCAUGCUGCGGAAGGCGAGCCCCUUCUUCGCGGGCCUGGACCCCUUCGCCUGGACCGGCAGCGCCAGCGUUCAAUCGGUGGAGACCCAGAGCACCAGCUCAGAGGAGAUGGUUCCCAGCUCUCCCUCUCCACCUCCCCCGCCACGCAUCUACAAGCCCUGCUUUGUGUGCCAGGACAAGUCCUCCGGCUAUCACUACGGGGUCAGCUCCUGUGAGGGCUGCAAGGGUUUCUUCCGACGCAGUAUCCAGAAGAACAUGGUGUACACCUGUCACCGAGACAAGAACUGCCAGAUCAACAAGGUCACCAGGAACCGCUGCCAGUACUGCCGACUGCAGAAGUGCUUCGAGGUCGGCAUGUCCAAGGAAGGUGAGAGACCAGUGCGUAACGACAGGAACAAGAAGAAGAAGGACGUGAAGGAGGAGUUGGUGCCGCCGGAGAGUUAUGAGCUGAGUGGCGAGCUGGAGGAGCUGGUCAACAAAGUCAGCAAGGCCCACAAAGACACCUUCCCCUCACUGCUGCAGCUGGGCAAAUACCACACCAACUCCAGUGCAGAGCAGCGCGUGCAGCUGGACCUGGGGCUGUGGGAUAAGUUCAGUGAGCUCUCCACCAAGUGCAUCAUCAAGAUCGUGGAGUUUGCCAAGCGCCUCCCCGGCUUCACCACCCUCACCAUUGCUGACCAGAUCACCCUCCUCAAGUCAGCCUGCCUGGACAUCCUGAUGUUGAGGAUCUGCACGCGCUACACCCCAGAGCAGGACACCAUGACUUUCUCCGACGGGCUGACCCUGAACCGGACCCAGAUGCACAACGCAGGCUUUGGCCCGCUCACAGACCUGGUGUUUGCCUUCGCUGGCCAGCUGCUGCCUCUGGAGAUGGACGACACAGAGACGGGCCUCCUCAGCGCCAUCUCCCUCAUCUCUGGAGACCGUAUGGACCUGGAGGAGCCCCAGAAGGUGGACAAGCUGCAGGAGCCCCUGCUGGAGGCCCUGAAGAUCUACGCUCGUCGCAGACGCCCCAACAAACCACACAUGUUCCCCCGCAUGCUGAUGAAGAUCACUGACCUCAGAGGCAUCAGCACCAAGGGUGCUGAGAGGGCCAUCACUCUGAAGAUGGAGAUCCCAGGCCCCAUGCCUCCUCUGAUCAGAGAGAUGUUAGAGAACCCAGAGGCCUUCGAGGACCAGACAGAGAGCAGUGGAGAGAGCUCCCCACCGCCUGCCCCUCCUGCCGCUCCACCAGCCUCCACCAAGCCCCCCACCACCAUGAAGACUGAGGCAGAGGACGAGGAGGACAGCUGGGGGACAGAGAACGGAAGUGAGCCCUCCCCAGAGGAGGAAGAUGAGGAUGAUUAUGAUGAUGGGGAGGAAGAGGACAGGGGCUCGGACAGUGAGGGGGAAUCCUGGGCUCUGGAGAGUAGCAGCGAAGGGGAUAGGAAGAGCCAUGCUGGGAGGGCGCAGUGAGGAGGAGAGGCGAUCACACACAAAUAGAGUCUGUUCACUCAAAUACACACACUAACUGACGUAAUCAUACACACGCGUGUGCGCGCACACACACACACACACAGACACACAUACACCCACCCUACCCCUUCCAAUGCUGGCCCUCCCUCGCUUUCCUCUGUAUCCUCUCCAUCUCCCUACUGCACAUCAGUCUCUCCAAGCAGGACAUGACAGGACAGCAGAGACUUACACCUAACUGUACAGACACUAUAACUCAGGUUCUCUGACUCACAGGUUCCUGAUAAGUAACAUGCAGACACGCAGAGAGACUAGCAGAGAUACUAUUAUAAAAGAGGGACGGAGAGACGACAUGAUGCAACCGACUGGACUCGUGACCCCUGAUAUAGACAAGAGGGAAGAUGGCGUGAUGACAACAAAGAAAACGGACUCUCUUUGACAAAAAAAAAUCUCAUUUUUUACUAUCUUUUUGUUUGUAUCUACAUAGAGGAAAGGCCAAAACAGAUGAACUGAACUAUAGAUUUUUUCUAACGGAUGCAAAGCAAAACACGUUUCUCAAAAAGACGAACACAGGAUGAAACCAAACUGAAUAUGCUAAUCGAUUAUUUUGCUGUUAUUUGCUUUUGAAUAUUGUAAAAAAAAAAAUCUUGACUUUUCUUUCUCUUUCAAUGUAUUAAUUAGUCCAUACAUAUCUAUAUACCAUUAUAUUUGGUUUGUUUGUAAUCCUGGUUUUGUAAAUGAUUUCUUUAGAUGAGGUUUUGUUUUUUGAGGAGUUUUGGAUAUCCAGAGAGAGACGAAUCAGAAUCCCAACUGGCAGACCUCGAACUGAAUCUUCUUUCCAACUGCGCCGCUGGUGUUUUUUGGGCAGUUUUGCUCGCCGUAGAUGUCAAUGAUAAUCAACUCAGUAAUGUUGUGUUACAGUGACUAAAGUUGUGAUUUGUGUUGUUUAUCAGGGGACUAGCAUUAAUCUAUGUGCUUCCUUUCAACGCAACAAACUAUGCUGUCGAAUGGAUAGUGUCUCAGUGCCAAAGUUAGCAACUCAACACACAUUGACAUAUAGAAUUAUACACACGCACACACACACACACACACACACACAGACACACACACACACACACACACACACACACACACACACACACACACUAAACCUCGAACCUAUAACAGAUGUGCCGUUUUGGCUUUGUUUGGUAGACAGAGAUUGACCGUUGGCCGUAGCACUAGGCUGUGGCACUUUGAUAUCCUGUUUUAUACUAUAGAUCUUUAUUGCCCAAUAUUGACAGUACAGUCAAUGGCAAUCUCAUCUUAUUCAGCAGUCAUGCAAUUGACGAACACAACGGAAAUGUAGAGAACUAUCAUCAAAUGCCUGUGAAACCGAAGCACUAUUUAACAACGUACACAAGCAAACACUCACUGACACAUGAUCGACACACAUGAUCGACACACACAAGUUCAAACCAGGAACCGUUAUGGGCAACGACAUGAAAACAGACUUCUCAGGGCUUCUCUGUUACUAAGGACCAAACCCUAGCGGCCGCCAAGCUGUAGGGUGCGCUAGAAACAGGCAAUAUUUAUGUGUGUGCAUUUUUGACUCAGUCAGUCGGAUCUGACCAGUUAACUCCUAGCUCUGUGUACAUAGAAGAUAGAUGACUGGUGUACAAACGGCGUGGAUGCCAGCCAGUCUGUUACCCUUUUCACACUAUCAUGCCAACCCAAACCAAACCAGUGCUGGCAUAGAUAUUCUAUUUUCACAUUGUCCUUUCCAGCACAGUUCCAGGAACUAUGGUGGGUGCAUAGCCAGGUCAGUUCUGUACAGCUUAGUUUGGCUCGGCUCACUAGUGUGAAAAGCACUCAUCUGUCUCAGACCAGACCUGGCCAGCAGCAUUGUCAAUGACCUGCCUGGCCUGUGCUCUGUGCUGCUGGCAUCCAAGAAACCAACUGCCUUCUCAUCCAAAGCCAUUACAUCAUCAUGUCUUUGUAAUGUUGUAGGAUAUACCCUCUCUCUGUCUUCUUCAAUGAAGUGGCAGGCCAAUGUGUCCUCCUGUCAUUUCUACUUCUCAAUCUUCUAUGUUGCCAACAUGUCCCAGUCAAUAUGUAACCAACUGUUCAUAAUGCAGCUGGCUACGUGUACAUCCAGAGUUUUGUAUACAGUCUGGCUACGAAGAUACAGUAUAUGAACAGGAACGCAACAGACUCCUCCCAGCGGUAGAGAAAGAGGCCUACUGUACAGUUCUCUCUGAAUGUGGCCCUCCUAGUUGGUUUUGAGUGUGUGUACAGGCUUUAGCAUGUCUCCUCUGUCAUUGGGUGAAUGUUCUCUGUACGGUGCUGUGACGUCACACAGGAUCGCGGAGAAGCAGAGCGGCGAGGUUUGAUGACCUCAUUUCCUCUCGGCCUGCCCUGCCAGGCCUUCAUGAUGCAAACGUUGCGAUUACGUUGUUUUGAUGCCGGUGUUCUUCUCUGUAAAACAUGGCCACGGUAUUGUCCAAUCUUCUGUUCAUACCAACUCUGUCAUACAAAGAAAAAGCCAUAUGAACUGUAAGGCACAAUAAAUUACUUUUGUGAGAUUAAUAUCAUAUUUCCUUUGAGAAAUGUCUCAUUCUCUUAAAA
Molecule: messenger RNA, 4979 nt
Organism: Salvelinus fontinalis (brook trout)
Lineage: Eukaryota; Metazoa; Chordata; Actinopteri; Salmoniformes; Salmonidae
Product: retinoic acid receptor gamma-A
Exons: 8
Coding region: 852-2375 (507 amino acids)
Biological process (GO): regulation of transcription by RNA polymerase II; retinoic acid receptor signaling pathway; cellular response to corticotropin-releasing hormone stimulus
Cellular component (GO): nucleus; transcription regulator complex
Molecular function (GO): nuclear glucocorticoid receptor binding; nuclear receptor activity; RNA polymerase II cis-regulatory region sequence-specific DNA binding
Source: RefSeq, a predicted model, not a curated record